AUGAGUUGAAGCUACCAUUUUAGGUGUUAAGGCUUUUUGAGAGAGGUUGUGAUGAUGAAACUGUUCGAUGCACACUGUCAUCUUCAGGACUCAAGAAUCUUAAGCAAGACACCCCAACUCAUAAAAACUGCACAAGACAAAGGGAUUGUGCGAUUCGUUGUGAAUGGAGUUUGUGAACAAGAUUGGCACUUGGUUAAGCAGAUGGCUGAAACAUACCCUUGUGUUAUUCCUUGCUUUGGUCUUCAUCCCUGGUUUGUCGCAGAGAGGAGUCCCAAUUGGUUUAAGACGUUGAAAGAAUAUUUUGAUUCUACACCCUCUGCUGCUGUUGGAGAGAUUGGCGUGGACAAAGGAUCCCAGGGAAGGAAGAUUGAUUUUUCUGAGCAGGUUGAAGUUUUGAGGAAGCAGCUUGAACUUGCAAAAGAGUUAAACAAGCCAGCAUCUGUACACUGUGUUCGUGCUUUUGGUGACCUUCUUGAGCUAAUGAAGUCUAUGGGACCUUUUCCUGCUGGUGUCAUUCUUCAUUCUUACCUUGGUUCUGCUGAGAUGGUUCCUGAAUUUUCCAAGCUUGGUGCUUAUUUUUCCUUAUCUGGGUUUCUUAUGUCACUAAAAGCAAAUAAGGCACAGAAAAUGCUGAAGAUGGUCUCUUCUGAUAGGAUUUUGUUGGAGACAGAUGCUCCUGAUGCGCUACCGAAUUCAAACAUAGAUUCUCUUCUUUUUGUAGAAGGAGAUCCUUCUCUGCCCGAAGAGUUUAUUGGCCAAAGAGCAACUUCAUCCUCAACUUCUGGUUCUUCUUCUCUCGGUGAUUCAUCCCAUGUCUUCACAGAUACUUCGACUUUGCCAAAGGAAACGCUCAAUCAUCCUGCAAAUAUUCAUAACGUACUUGAUUAUGUUGCAUCUUUGCUAGAGAUUACGAAAGAAGAACUUGCUGAAUUAAGUUACCAGAAUGCAGUCCGCUUAUUCUCCUAUGAAGGUUCGAAAGUACUUCAAGAGUAAACAAACAGGUUCUUGUAAGAAAUUACUCCUAGCUUAGCAAAAUUUAAUUUGUGUAGUACUAGUUUCGUCGAAGGUACGAACAGAUAGAUGGUAAAAACACUUUGUUAAUCUGUGUGAAAUAUAUGAUAGUUUACAUGCCUGCCAAAUUGGACUACAUUCAAUAUUUCUAAAUAAAAGGUGGCAAGGUGUGUGAAUGAUUUUACUAUUGCUAAACAUGGAAGUCUAUCUACCAACUAUAUAACUAGAGCAAUGAGAA
Molecule: messenger RNA, 1249 nt
Organism: Gastrolobium bilobum
Lineage: Eukaryota; Viridiplantae; Streptophyta; Magnoliopsida; Fabales; Fabaceae
Exons: 7
Coding region: 52-993 (313 amino acids)
Molecular function (GO): hydrolase activity, acting on ester bonds
Source: RefSeq, a predicted model, not a curated record